UUCCGCACCGGUCGAAGGCGAAAUCUGUAAUUUUGCUCGGAUCUUAGAGAGAGAAAAAGAGAGAGAGAAACGGAGAAGGACGAGACGACGAGAGAGAAAGAAAGUGUGCUCUUGUGAGGACUCGUGGAGGGUCGCUCUGUGCGAUGCGUGGAAGACAGGUGACAGAACAGAAGAAACGUCUCUGAGAUCGUCGUCCUCUUCAAAAAUGUCGAGUUCUAACGCUCUCUCUCUAACCCUACUUUUCCUUCUCUGAAGCUCUCGCCACCAUUCAGCUUUCUUCCUCUUGAUCAAUCGCUCCGUUUCCUCGCCGGUCUCCGCAACCGCCUUUUUCAGAGAUGACGACGGAGGUGGCCAAGGUAAUACUGUACAUAGUGGUGGUGGACGAAGAGGACAAGAGAGAUAAUGGAAAAGAGUCGUUUCGAUAUACGCGUUCCGUUCUGCAGAGCACUCUGCAGCUCAUGGGUUGCAAAGCUCGUCAUGCCUUCAAGAUUUGCCAAGGAGUGUUUGAGUUGAUAAGGAGCGAAAAGUUCAUUGAUCCUUUGCUUCCAGAAGGGAAAGAAAAAUCAGAUUCCAAUGAUUCAACUGGAAAGUGGGAGAAAGAAGAUGCUCUUCUCACAGAUUUGACCGACACAGAGGCUGGCAAGCAGUUCAUUUCAAGGAAAGACGGCAGUGGUAAAAGUGUACCAUUCGAACUGUACAAAAGGCGCACAACUGUUAUUGUUAUGAGAGAAACCUUCUUAAAUAUUGUGUGCAAUGCUUUGGCUGAGUAUAAGUAUGUUGGUCCGAACCAGAGGGCCGACCUAGUAUUGGCAUGCAGAAUCAGAGAAAAGAAGGAAUCUGUUACUGUAUUGUUGUGUGGCGCUAGUGGCUGCGGCAAAUCUACUUUGUCCGCGUUGCUGGGUAGUAGGUUGGGAAUCACAACAGUGAUAUCAACUGAUUCAAUUCGGCAUAUGAUGAGAAGUUUUGUGGAUGAGAAGCAAAAUCCUCUCCUGUGGGCUUCAACCUAUCAUGCAGGGGAGUUCUUGGAUCCUGUAGCAGUUGCAGAAGCAAGGGCUAAAAAGAAAGCUCAAAAAAUGGCGGGUACACCACAUACACUUCUCAAAGAGGAUAUAGCUGAUGGGUCUACUGCUGGGAUAUCCGAGAUGCAGAAACAGGAGGCUGGUUCUGGUACUACUGAAUUGCUCAGUCCUAAGCAGAUGGCUAUUGAAGGUUUUAAGGCACAGAGUGAGAUGGUAAUUGACAGUCUUGAUCGGCUAAUUACUGCUUGGGAAGAGAGGAAAGAAUCAGUGGUAGUUGAGGGUGUUCACUUGAGCCUUAAUUUUGUGAUGGGGCUGAUGAAAAAACAUCCUUCAAUCAUACCAUUCAUGAUAUACAUCACAAAUGAGGAGAAACACAUGGAACGAUUUGCUGUACGUGCAAAGUAUAUGACACUGGACCCAGCCAAGAACAAAUAUGUGAAGUAUAUCCGUAACAUCAGGACAAUCCAGGAAUAUCUUUGCAAGCGGGCUGACAAGCAUCUUGUCCCUAAAAUAAAAAAUACUAAUGUUGACAAGAGUGUGGCAGCUAUACAUGCGACGGUCUUCAGUUGCCUUCGUAGGCGUGAGGCUGGGGAACAACUUUAUGAUCCCACGACAAACACAGUGGCUCUGGUAGAUGAGGAAUAUCGAAACCAGUGUGCAGCAAAUUCUUUGAGUUCCAAGGGAAUGUUUCAGCUGAUUCAGAGACAAGGUUCAUCUAGGCAUCUUAUAACUCUUGUUAAUAUUGAUGGAUCCGUGGCCAAAGCUUGGCCUAUCGAAGCUGUUGACGGUAAUGGAAAGCCUCUGUUGGUCAAUCGAGAACAGAUUGGAAAGGCAGAACAAGUUAAUCUUCAAUUUGGCCUUUAUGGGAUUACUGCUUGGCCCAGUGAUGGUGGCACUAGUCGUGCUGGGAGUGUCGACGAGUCAAGGGCUGACGGGACUGAUACUGGUAGUAGAUAUUACUCGUCUUGCUGCAGCUCACCAAGGAUGUCUGAUGGACCUUCGAAGGAGCUCAAGGAAGAAACUUCAGUGCAUGGAAGUGAUGAAGAGAUUGAUGACCAGCCGGAGGCUGGCAGCGAUGAUGAUCUUAGUGACGACGUUGACAGACACGACCCUGAAGAGGUAGGCUCAGUUGAUGAGGAGUCUACGAAAUCAGAUGAAGAGUAUGAUGACUUGGCGAUGCAGGAUAUGAUGGAGAACGGGUAUUGGUCAGAAGAUGAAGAAGCAAAGGAUAAGAUUGCCCCUGUUUCCGGGGAUCAAACAUCCCGCAGGCAACGGGACAAGUAUUGCCGGAACACAGAAAACUUUUUUAGGACCAAAAGCGAUUCAUUGUCCGAACCGCUGUGCCCUUACUCCUCCCUGCUUAGGGAGAAGAAUGAGAUGAGAGUUCCAUCUCCUGGCAAUGCCAAAGCCAGAAAACGGUCUCUCAGCAUUCCAGCUAUGGGAAAGCAUGGAUCAGUGAUAAGUGAAGCCAUACUUUCCGGGGCUCCUCAGGAUCUGGGCUAGCCUAACAGUUUUGUACUCUUGUUGUAGAUUAACCCUCUUUUUUUAAAUUUAUUUUUAUUGUUUUAUUUUGGGGAGUGGCCAUUUGGUCUGCAGGAGCUAUGUAUGUUCAUCGCUCCAUGUGUACAGAUGCUCCAUAAAUCAUACGUCUCCUUGAAGGAUCGAGAUGGCCAUUAUAGAAGUGCGUUUUCCA
This is a messenger RNA of Morus notabilis, 2712 nucleotides long. Its product is annotated as P-loop NTPase domain-containing protein LPA1 homolog 1. The transcript is spliced from 8 exons. The coding region runs from base 336 to 2522 and encodes 728 amino acids. The record is from RefSeq and is a predicted model, not a curated record. Lineage: Eukaryota; Viridiplantae; Streptophyta; Magnoliopsida; Rosales; Moraceae.